AUGAUUGGUUCAAAUGUGCCAGUGGUCGACAGCAAACCAACUCCAAUCAAGCAGGACCUUAAUCCCGACGCAAUAGAGUUUCGUGAAAGUAUACCUCACUCACUGUCAUGCAUUGACAAUGGAAAUAAGACAAGAUUUCGCAAGUCGUCUGGGUACCCCGCAAGAAAGAAUCGAUCUCACAGUCGAAAUAAAACCUCGGUCAAGUUUAGGCUGAUUGCCACAAUAAUAAACGGCAAUGGAUCUUUUUCUAAGAAGCUGGAGUUCUUGGUGGUGCCAAGGAUCACGGAUUUACUUCCUGUUUCCUCUCUACACAUUAGCAAAACAGAAAUUUUACGUCAGUUAGCUGAUCCAAGAUUUGCUACACCAGGCAAGAUUGAUAUGUUUAUUGGAGCUGAAGCAUUCUUUGAAAUAGUUAAGAACGAUCAAAUUCGUCCAUCGUGCAAUAAUAACCUAACAUUUCGUAACACAGUUUUUGGAUACAUCGUAACUGGAUCUACAGAAUCUAAUAAUCAAGAUCAAUAUUGUGGACUAAUAUCAGAGCCAGAGUCAGUCGAUAAGUGUUUACAAAGGUUCUGGCAAAUAGAGACUCUAACAGAGGCUCCAAGUUUGGUGAGUAAAGAAGAGGAGUAUUGCGAAGAUCAUUAUCAAAGAACUCACAGACGUAAUGAGAACGGGAGAUAUAUUGUGCAGAUGGCAACCAAGGACAUACAAAACUUGGGAGAGUCAAGGAAAUUAGCAUUGAGGAGAUUGGACCAUAUGGAAAAGGUGCAAGAGCAUUCUGGUGAUCAGGUAUCAAACCCCAUAUGUUAUUACCUUCCGCAUCAUGGUGUGUUUAGACCAGACAAAACCACUACAAAGUUAAGGGUAGUCUUCAACGCAUCUGCUCCCACAACUUCUGGACUGAGCUGAAAUGAUCAUCUCUUGAAAGGUGAAGUAAAGGAAGAUGUUUUCGAGAUUAUGACAAAAUUUCGAAAAUACAAGUACGCAUUUACAGCAGAUAUCCAGAAAAUGUUUCGUCAAAUUCUAAUUGAGCCCUCGCAACGAAAUCUCUUAAGAAUUGUUUGGAAGAGCGAGGAAGAUGAAAUGUCAGUCACCUAUAGACUGAAAACUGUGACUUACGGGACCGCCAGUGCUCCCUUUCUUGCGGUGAGAACUGUUAAGCAGUUGGCUCACGAUGAAGCAGCAAGAUAUCCUCUGGCCUCUAAAACCAUAUUACGAGAUGUCUACAUGGAUGACAUCGUAUCAGGUGAGCAAGAUUUCGAUGCUGCCCUCGAACUACAAUCUCAGUUGUGCAAUAUGUUGAGCACAUGUGGAAUGACACUACACAAAUGGAAUUCUAAUUCAAUGAAAUUGAUGAACAGUAGUUACCAGAAAAUAAAGAACAUUGUUUUUCUCAAGUGCGGAACCAACAGUAUCGAUUCCAGAAAAAUAGUUUAUACGAAACAAGAAGUAUUGAGUGUCAUCGCCAGGCUUUAUGACCCCUUGGGUCUUCUAGGACCAGUUAUAAUUCGAGCAAAGAUCUUUCUACAGAAACUGUGGCUCAGUAAGCUCAAUCGGGAGGAUACUCCACCAGAAAACCUUAACUAUGAAUGGGUGAACUUUGUAUCGUCCUUGAAGGCCUUGGACGACCUUAAGAUUACUAGAUAUAUUUUGACAGACCCCCUUCAAAUAGCUGUCUUGCUAGGAUAUGCAGAUGCUUCGGAGUCAGCUUACGGAGCAGUAGUUUACAUGCAUUGCAUAAAGGAAGAUGGAGCUGGCAAGACACGACUUAUUGCUAGUAAACCUCGUGUCGCUCCUCUUAAAGUCAUUACAAUCACUCGAUUAGAGCUAUCAGCUUGUCUUGUACUGUGUCAGCUGAUCAAGAAAGUACGCUCAUGUCUGCGAAUGGAUAUAGCUGAGGUGAUCUUACACACAGAUUCAACUAUUGCCAUCGCUUGGAUCAACACUCCCGUAUAUCGCCUGAAGACCUUUAUUGCGAAUCGAGUGGAAAAGAUACGAUCUAGUACUGAAGGCUGUCACUGGAAACAUAUAACCUCCCACUCCAAUCCUGCAGAUGUAGUUUCUCGGGGUUUAAAACUGCAAGAUCUACUAUCCAUGGAAUUAUGGUGGAGUGGGCCGCAAUCAGUAAUGUCAGUGUCAAGCUCUGACCUUGACAUUACCUUGUUUGAACUUAAUAUUAAUUAUAUGGAAUUAAUUCGCAUACUUAGUUAUAUUUUCCGGUUUCUACAUAACAUAAGGCAUGUAACUCGUCGAUCCGAACAUUUAUCAAGGGAAGAACUCCAGGAGUCCAAAAUUUAUUUGAUCGGCAAGGUACAAGGAAUUGCCUUUGCCGAAGAAAUAAAAACACUGCAAAUGAGAAGGAAUCUAACGAAGGGUCAGUUAAGCAGAUUGCAUUCCUUUCUAGAUAAACAAGACCUAAUGAGAGUCGGCGGUAGAUUGAGCAAUUCAAAUUUACCAUUUGACAAAAAGUUUCCAAUUCUGCUACCUAAAAAUUACAAGUUAACCCACUUAAUUAUGAGAUAUUAUCAUUUGAAAAAUUUGCAUGUUGGUGCGCAAACUUUACUUUAUCUCGUCAGACAAGAAUUCUGGCCUUUAAGUGGAAGAAACCUGGCUAGAAGGGUAGUACAUGAAUGCAUCGUUUGCUUUAGAAAUAAACCCAAAGGCAUGGAACAAAUCCUAGGAAAUCUUCCUUCAGAGCGAAUCACUCCAAAUCCCCCUUUCAAACAUGUAGGGAUUGAUUUUUGUGGUCCUUUCCUUAUUAAAUAUAAAGGACAAAAAAGGGGAAUCUAUCACAAGUGCUACUUCGCAAUCUUUGUUUGCCUUGUGACUAGGGCAAUUUACCUUGAAGUAGUUACUGACUUAACAACCGAGGCAAUGGUAGCAAUUUUGAAAAGAUUUUUUAGCAGACGGGGUAAAAGCGCGUCAAUUUGGACAGAUAAUGCCACAAAUUUUGUGGGUGCCAGUGUGGAGUUGAAACGCCUACAUCACUACGUAAGAGCACCUCCUGACAGUUUAGCUGAUUAUCUCACCAGUGAGGAGGUCACUUGGAAGUUUAUACCACCUACAUCACCAAAUUUCGGUGGUCUUUGGGAAGCAAGAGUCAAGUCCUUUAAACAUCACCUAAAGAGAACCGUAGGUAACUCGCAUCUAACUAUUGAACAAUUUAUAACCACACAGAUAGAAGGAGUUUUCAAUAGCCGACCGCUCACUCUUAUGUCCUCUGAUCCAAACGACUUCCAAGUUUUAACUUCAGGACACUUUCUUAUCGGAAGACCUCUGAUUAGCCUACCUGAAUCAGAUCUUACUGGUAAACCAGAUAAUUAUUUGUCUCAAUGGCAAAUGUUAACUAAAUUUGUUCAAGUUAUAUGA
Molecule: messenger RNA, 3369 nt
Organism: Centruroides sculpturatus (bark scorpion)
Lineage: Eukaryota; Metazoa; Arthropoda; Arachnida; Scorpiones; Buthidae
Exons: 3
Biological process (GO): DNA integration
Molecular function (GO): nucleic acid binding
Source: RefSeq, a predicted model, not a curated record